This is a messenger RNA of Loa loa (African eye worm), 411 nucleotides long. RefSeq lists its product as hypothetical. The transcript has a single exon. Lineage: Eukaryota; Metazoa; Nematoda; Chromadorea; Rhabditida; Onchocercidae. The record is from RefSeq and is a predicted model, not a curated record. Bases 1 to 411 code for a protein of 136 amino acids.
AUGGAAUCCCACUCAAAAACAUCGAGGGGAUUAAUAAGCAAAUUUGAAAUCGAGAGAAUCAAUGCUGAAUUGGAACUUGUAAGCCACCAUCACGAUACAAUUAACUUAAUAUCACAUCAACAAGAAGACGACUCUAUUUGGGAAGAAAUCACAAAGGAAGGACAACAAUUGGCAAACCAACUACUGAAAGAACUCGACCAAGUCGAAGAUUCGAUACAAGAAAAAUUGAAAAACAUAGUCAAUCAUUGGAAAUUAUUAACCAUUUGCAUAGAUAUUCUGGUGAUAUCAAUCGUAUUAAUCAAAUUGAAAUUCGAAUUAUUUAAAUCCCUAUUUUGCCUAACCCGUAGACAAAAUUCACGUUCAAAAAAUAUCAUUAUCCUCCCUACAAAUUUAGUAGAAACCAUUCACUAA